UAUAAAUAAACCCCUCCUUUGGAAGACCUAGAGUGCAUCAAUUUGCUUCCAUUUUAGAAAGAAUGGGUUCUCUGAUCAAUAAGCCUCAUGUAGUCCUUCUCCCAUUCCCUGCACAGGGCCAUGUGAACCCAUUCAUGCAACUAGCCAAGCUCCUUCACUCAAGAGGCUUCCACAUAACCUUCGUUAACAAUGAAUUUAACCGCCAGCGCUAUCUUAAGUCCAAAGGAUCCGAAUACCUCGAGGGCCUGCCGGAUUUCAAGUUCGAAACCAUUACCGACGGGCUGCCACCGUCCGACCCGGAUGCCACCCAGGAUAUUGCAUCCUUAAGUGAUAGGGCUAGGAAGGAUAUGAUAGUUCCAUUCAGGGAGUUACUGAAGAAGCUGAAUUCGACGCCGGAUUUGCCUCCGGUGAGUUGUGUGAUUUCCGAUGCGUUCUUGAUUUUUGGGGUUAAGGCUGCUAGAGAGCUUGGUAUUCUUGGAAUUCCUCUUUGGACUGCCUCUGGUUGUGGCCUCUUGGUAUAUUUGCAUUACCCGGAACUUCGUAAGAGAGGCCUUUUUCCAUGCAAAGAUGAAAAUUUCAACACCGAUGGCACUCUAGAUACUCCAAUCGACUGGAUACCAGGCGUCAAAGAUUUCAGACUACGCGACUUGCCAAUGCCUUGCAGAUCCACCAACCCUAACGAAAUCCUUUGGAAUUGUUUAAAAGACGAGACAAUCGACUGUCUCUCAUGUCCGGCAAUGAUGGUCAACACCUUCGAGGAAUUCGAACACGAAGCCAUGGAAGUAGUUAAGACCAUAUACCCCAACAUCUACAACAUUGGACCUCUAACAUUACUAGAGAAAAGCCUCUCACAGAGCCAAGCAAAGACACUGAACCCUAGUUUGUGGAAACAAGACACUAAAUGUCUCGAAUGGCUAGAUAAACAGAAACCCAACUCGGUUGUUUAUGUCAAUUACGGUAGCAUAGCAGUACUGUCCGAACAACACUUCAGGGAGUUUGCUUGGGGACUUGCUGAUAGUAAUUAUCCAUUUUUGUGGGUGGUUAGGCCUGACAUUGUGAAGGCGAAUUCGGCUACUUUAACCGAAGAAUACUACGAGGUGAUUAAGGAUAGAGGGUUGUUGGCUCCAUGGUGUCCGCAAGAGCAAGUUCUGGCCCACAAAUCAGUUGGUGUUUAUCUUUCUCACAGUGGGUGGAAUUCGACAUUGGAGACUAUUUGUGCUGGCGUGCCUGUGAUUUGUUAUCCUCUGUUCGCGGAGCAGACGACGAAUGCGCGGUUUUCUUGCACGGUUUGGGGGAUUGGGGUGGAGCUGGAUCAGGAUGUGAAGAGGGAGCAACUGACUAGGCUUGUGAAGGAAGUGUUGGAGAGUGAGAAUGGGAAGAAAAUGAAGAGAAGGGCAGUGGAGUGGAAGAAGAAAGCAGAAGAAGCAACUAGUGUUGGUGGAUCUUCUUACAAUGAUUUUAAUAGGUUGUUUCAAGAGGUUCUUCACUUUGGGAAUUGAUCAUCACUACUUGAUUGAUUUCAAAUUGUAAUAAAUAAGUAACCUGAUUAAAGAUUCAUCGAGUCGCAACUUUGUAUGUGUAUAUCAGGAUUGCUCACAUGCAGACGUCUGUAAUCUUAUAUAUUAUAGACAUUCAAUGUUUCUAUGUGAUAACA
Tripterygium wilfordii is the source of this 1654-nucleotide messenger RNA. RefSeq names its product linamarin synthase 2-like. Gene Ontology annotation, molecular function: UDP-glycosyltransferase activity. The transcript is spliced from 2 exons. Bases 63 to 1499 code for a protein of 478 amino acids. NCBI's taxonomy places the organism in Eukaryota, Viridiplantae, Streptophyta, Magnoliopsida, Celastrales, Celastraceae. The record is from RefSeq and is a predicted model, not a curated record.